GACAUUGUUCAAUUGUUUUUUAAGCAACUAAAUUUUAAGUGUUACAUUCUUUAUUAGUUCGUAACUUAUCAUAUGUUACAGUUGUAUGUUAUUACUGCUAAGUACAUAGAAAUUGAGAAAAUAUGGAAAGUUCAAAUAUAACAGACGAACAAAAGAAAUUUUUGGAAGAAUGUGAAAACGAAUUCAAAGACCGUUAUACGGAAAGGGAUAGUGCAUUUAUGAAAAUUAAAAGUAUGGAGCUGAAAGGGCCGCCAAUCGUGGAUCCUUGGUACAAUAAACAACGGAGAUGCGAAUGGACACGGCCAAAUCAUGGUCAUGGAAGGCGUAAUAACGCUUGGGAGAGACGGUGCAACGAUAAAGGCGAUAGACACGAUCGAUAUGAUCGACAUUCUGAUAGACAUUAUUCACAUCGUAAUUAUAAACCGUACUAAUGUUUGUAAUUAUCUUUUUUUUAUAAAUACAUUUAUUUUUCAUUGUACAUAGACUGACAUAUAAGAAAAGAUUGUAAAAUAAAGUUCAU
Colletes gigas is the source of this 520-nucleotide messenger RNA. RefSeq lists its product as uncharacterized. Lineage: Eukaryota; Metazoa; Arthropoda; Insecta; Hymenoptera; Colletidae. The record is from RefSeq and is a predicted model, not a curated record. Bases 123 to 431 code for a protein of 102 amino acids. The transcript has a single exon. Gene Ontology annotation, molecular function: RNA binding. Gene Ontology annotation, biological process: RNA 5'-cap (guanine-N7)-methylation.